This is a messenger RNA of Andrographis paniculata, 1480 nucleotides long. Its product is annotated as chaperone protein dnaJ C76, chloroplastic. NCBI's taxonomy places the organism in Eukaryota, Viridiplantae, Streptophyta, Magnoliopsida, Lamiales, Acanthaceae. The transcript has 4 exons. The record is from RefSeq and is a predicted model, not a curated record. Bases 1 to 1395 code for a protein of 464 amino acids.
AUGCAGGCUGUCUCUGCACCAUUUCUUCACUACGCUCCUUGUGCAAUCUUGCCAAGCCCUAAUCCCAAAACGACGACGUUUGGGGCAAACAAGCAUCCCUCCUCGCCAGGUAGUAGGUGGUCUGUCGCAUCAUGCAGGGCCUCGUCUCCGACCACGAUCACGGAAUUCAAUCUGUACGAACUUCUUGGUGUGGAGGCGUCUUCCGACAAGGCCCAGAUAAAGGAAGCCUACAGGGCGUUGCAGAAGCGGUGCCACCCUGACAUCGCCGGCCCCGCCGGCCAUGACAUGGCCAUCGUUCUCAACGAGGCUUAUGCUCUGCUCUCCGACCCCAACGCCCGUCUGGCUUACGAUAAGGAGCUGGAAAAAGUUGCAGAUUUGCACGGCUACACAGGGAGGCCGAUGUAUUCUGUCUGGUUAGGAUCGGAGCAAGAAGAGAGAGCUGUCUUCGUGGAUGAAGUCAAGUGUAUAGGUUGCUUGAAGUGUGCCUUAUUUGCCAGCAAAACUUUCGCCGUCGAAUCUGUGUACGGAAGGGCCAGAGUGGUGGCGCAAUGGGCUGAUCCUGAGGGCAAAAUUCAAGAAGCCAUUGGAGCAUGUCCUGUCAACUGCAUCUCAAUGGUAGAAAGAUCGAACCUGGCUGCCCUGGAAUACCUGAUGUCGAAGCAACCCCGGGGUAGAGUGAGAGUCGGCGCAGGGAACACUGCAGGUAUGCGAACCUCGGAUGUCUUCGAUGAAAUGGAGAAAUUUCAGGCUAGAUAUGCAGACUACAGAGCUACUUCCAAGGAAUCCGAGGAUCAAAUGGCGUCGAGAAUGUCAGCUAUUCAAGCGAUUCAAAUGAUAUCGAAUUGGCUGUACUGGCAAUCUCCCAACACAGAAGCUACACCACUGGCAGCGACACAGAAUUAUUCACAAGUGAGAUCAAGAGGACAUAACGGACAAAGUAUGAAAAGGCUGAAAGCUGCUGCGGAUGCGCGAAAACAAGGAUCAAACCCUGCAAAACAAACAGAAUCAAUGAUGAGCAACAGCCAUGAGUAUUGGGUGCCGACCUCUAAUGCAAUACCAGAGGUUAUCAAUUCAGUCUCUACCCCAAACCAUGGAGCUAACCCUAUUCCAAAUAGGAAGAUGAACCGAUCAAGCGAUGGUGAAGUAUCAGGCCCCAAGAAGGGCUCUAACAGCCCUUUAAGAUGGGGCGUACCGAUUGGAACAGCCAUGGUAGCAGCAGCUGUUGUUAGGUUGCACCUUGGGGAACCAUCGGGUGGCCUAGAGGACCAUCUCGGUGGUUCCAUGGCACUAGCCAUUGUUAACAGCUCAUGGUCACCGGUUGCUUUAGCUGGUGUCACCUGGUACCUCAUUAGCAUGUAUGUAGUUGAAUUAGUGGAAGCAUUAAGGAGAAAAUGAGGAACACACCAUUGAUACUCCUCUCUGAUGUACAUGAAAUAUAUGUAAACGCACAAAUGUAAUAAAAGCAUCUGUUCCCAAAGAA